Molecule: messenger RNA, 1813 nt
Organism: Malurus melanocephalus (red-backed fairy wren)
Lineage: Eukaryota; Metazoa; Chordata; Aves; Passeriformes; Maluridae
Gene: MRPL41
Product: mitochondrial ribosomal protein L41
Exons: 1
Coding region: 275-682 (135 amino acids)
Biological process (GO): translation
Cellular component (GO): mitochondrial large ribosomal subunit
Molecular function (GO): structural constituent of ribosome
Source: RefSeq, a predicted model, not a curated record
CCCGGCCAAUGGGAGCGGGCGGUGUUGGGGUGUGUGGAAGCGGGAGGACUGUGGGGCUGCUCAGGAUCGUGAGGGGCGUUCGGCCCCAGCCCGUUCCUGGGAACCUCGAGUGCCCGCAUGGGCCGGGUCUGCCUCCGCUGAGUUCCCCCCCCGGGUGCCCUCCGUGCUCCGCUCCGGUUUUGCUGAUUUCUCGGUGUCCUCAAAGGUGCAGCUUGCUGAGCCCCCGGUGCCCGCAGGACGCAGCUCCGGCCCCGCUGAGCCCCCGGUGCCGGGCAUGGGGCUGCUGACCCAGCUGGCCCGCGGACUGGUGCGCGGCGCCGACCGCAUGUCGCCGUUCACCAGCAAGCGCGGCCCCCGGAGCUACAACAAGGGCCGUGGCGCCAAGAAGCUGGGCGUGCUCACCCGCAACAGGAAAUUCAUCCUSGUCAAGGAGAUGGUGCCCGAGUUCGUCGUGCCCGACCUGACGGGCUUCAAGCUGCGGCCCUACGUGUCGUACCGCGCCCCCGAGGGCUCCGAGCCGCCCAUGACGGCCAAGCAGCUCUUCGACGAGCUGGUGGCUCCGCGCAUCGAGAAGGACGUGAAGGACGGCACCUUCGACCCCAACAACCUGCAGAAGUACGGCUUCGAGCCCACGCAGGAGGGCAAGCUCUUCCAGCUCUUCCCCAAGAACUACGUGCGGUAGGGAGUGGGCAGCGGAAGAGCAUCGCGGGUUUGCCACCACCSGCCAGCACGGGACAGCUUCUGUCACUGAACAUUAAAGCACAUCCUUCUACUUGUCCUUAUGUUAUAUAUGAUUUAAACCCCGGGGGAAAUCCGCGGUUUGAUUUCCUAUCCUGGGUAAUCCAUCUGUGAAACAGUUGUGCCUGGAGAACACGGCCCUCUGGGGGUUCUAAGGGUGAGAGGUCCGUGAGGUUUCUAAAUACAAAGCUGCUGCCAAGUAUUAAGAAUUAAACUUUAAUAAUUAAAUCGAGGCUGAAAACGUUCAUUUUGGGAGAAAGGAAGCAUGUUUAGUGUAUGGUCUGUGGGCACUCCGUCUCUAGUAAGGGCUGAUAGAUGAGGCCUUACGGUGGUGGUUAGAAGCUGCACAUUUUUGGGGCUGUGAUGGARUGGGGAUGCUGCAGCCCCAAAUCACAGGACAAGUUGUGAGCAGGGAUCAGCCUGCUUGGAGGGAGGUAAGGCACAGCUUUUCAWACUGAACUSUGCAUUUKUCACUUCUGUGAAGCUGAUCAGAACAAGUUACAAGUGGKUGUUUCUGCCUUCAGCUCUGGAUGCCGCUGCUGCUGGCAGAGGUGUCCCCUCAGCCCUUCCCUUGUGUGACUUUCUGCCCAGUCAGGACACUGCACGUGGCUGGAGGAGGGCAGAGGAUGGGGAUUGCAGGGCUGGAGAGCAGCAGCUCCUGUGCCCUCUGAUGCCAAUUCCAGCUUGGAAUUUUUACAGUUCUUACACCUCAUGUAAGGCAGAUAAUAACUGUGUCUCCCCUUCUCUGAGCAAAGCCAAAAUGGCCCAAACCCUUAAGCCAUGUUGGUCCCAGUCAGCGACACAGAUGCAGCUGCAGCUUCACUGCCCUCGGGCUGUUCCCUCUCGAUCUCACAGGGCAAUAAAAAGCAUUACAACCUUUAAAACAGAGUCAUCGCCAGUUACAGAGACACACCCUCGGUUUUCCCAGGRAACUGGAUUGUCCACUCUGACUCUAAAAUAUUAACCCCCUGAAGCCUGAGCCAUCCCAGUUCAGAGGGUCCUCRUGAGGACUACCUGYCAWGUCCUUUGAUUUUCAAAACUCCAAACAACCAAAAAAAGAUAAAUCAYUUAUAUU